This is a messenger RNA of Daucus carota subsp. sativus, 657 nucleotides long. RefSeq lists its product as uncharacterized. The transcript has 2 exons. The coding region runs from base 1 to 657 and encodes 218 amino acids. The record is from RefSeq and is a predicted model, not a curated record. Lineage: Eukaryota; Viridiplantae; Streptophyta; Magnoliopsida; Apiales; Apiaceae.
AUGUUAUCCAAGGGUGGCAAGGAGGUAUUGCUGAAGACAGUAGCUCAAGCGUUACCAAAGUAUGCGAUGGGAGUGUUUCUCUUACCGCUAAAUCUGUGUCAAGACUUGGAGAAAAUGAUGUGUAAAUUUUGGUGGAAAACAAACUCCAAAAAAGACAGAGGUAUUCAUUGGUUAAGUUGGAGCAACAUGAGCAAAAAGAAAACGCUUGGUGGUAUGGGUUUCAGAAGUGUUCGUGAUUUCAAUAUUAGGCAAGCAAGGCGGGAGACUGAUGACUCACCCGAACAAGGGUCUUUUCUCAAUGCUAAAAUAGGUCACAAUUCAAGCUACAUCUGGCGGAGUGUUAUAGAAUCCCAAUCUUUGUUAAAGCAAGGCCUAGGGUGCAGGGUGGGUAAUGGAUCAACAAUCAAUAUUUUAGAGGAUCCUUGGCUGCCUCUGGAACAAGAUGCUUAUAUUCAUACGAAUAGUCGUACAUUGCAAGGGCAAAUGGUAUCCUCUUUACUGGAUGGUAACGGCAACUGGGAUGUUGAUCUUGUUAUGGAUGUUUUUGAGAGCAGAGAUGCUAACAUAAUUCUAGCAAUCCCAUUAAAUGCUGAAGUUCAUGACACCUGGUACUGGAGACGAGAAAAACUCGGUUGUUAUUCAGUUAAGAGCGCCUAA